AUGUUCAAACCUUGUAUCGUCUUCGAAAGAGAUGAUCCUGAUAUAAACCAAGGUCCAACAAUUGAGGGAAAUUGCAUUGGAGUUCCAUUUGCAUGCUCAUCAUCAUUUCAACAGCCUAUUAGUAUCCCCGGACCAUCAAACUUCUUCAUCCCCAAUGGUGCUAAUAUCGAAAACAGCACAUACAAUGCGGCAGCGAAUGGCACUACAGAGAGUACAUUUAACAACACAACUGAAGUACUGGAGAAUCAUGCAAAUGUGUUCACGCAAAUCGCCGAAGCAGCAGCUGAUGAACUCCUAAUAAUGGCACAAACAGGCCAGCCUCUUUGGUUACCAGCUGCUGGCCCUGAAAACUACAUAGAAAUCCUUAACGAAGGAGAGUACUUGCUCAGUGUCUCGAAAUGGGCGGUUCCUAAUUCUUUUGGUUUCACGAGGGAAGCUACCCGAGCUGUCACGAUGGUUAAUAUGAAUGCUUUUCGUUUGGUGGAGAUAUUAUGUGAUGCUAAGAAGUGGUCUGCAUUGUUUUCUGGUGUCGUGUUGAGGGCGACCACGAUGGAGGUUCAUUCGAGGGGGAGGAACUAUAAUGGAGCUAUGCAAGUGAUAUCUGCUGAGUACCAACUACCAUCUCCCCUCGUUCCUACCCGUGAUAUUUUAUUUCUGCGCUACUGCAAGAAACUGCCUUUGGAGAGAACUUGGGUAGUUGUUGAUGUUUCCUUGGACUUGUUUCGAUCUGAUCCAGCACCCAACCGAUGCCAAAAAAGACCGUCAGGCUGUAUAAUCGAAGAAAUAGAAGAGCAAACAAUAAAGGUAAUCUGGGUUGAGCAUGUUGAAAUCAAUGUACAAGCCAAUUUUGUUCAUGCCAUGUACAAGCCAAUUGUCAGUUCUGGUAUCGGUUUUGGAGCGAGGCGUUGGUUGGCUAUGUUGGGUCGACAAAGUGAUCGCAUUGCAAAUGCGAUGAACUGCAAUAUUCCCUACUUCAGCGAGUUUGAUGCAGAGAGAGCAACUCGAGGUACUAGUCCUGGUAAUAAUGUGCUCAAGCUUGCAGAGAGGAUGGUGUUAAGCUUUUAUGCUGGAUUGGCUUGCUCUCUUGCUCAUGGCUGGGUUAAUGAAUUUGGAGACGGCACUGAAAGUGUCAAAAUUGCUAGUAAAAGAAAUGUCGGUGAUCCUCGAAUGCCUUCUGGUGUCAUUGUCAAUGCUUCAGUUUCUUUCUGGGUACCUGCAAUGCCGAAAAGGGUUUUUGAUUUUCUCUGUGAUGAAAGCUCUCGUGAUAAGUGGGAUAGCCCGUCUGAAAGAGAGAAACUUGUACCAGUAGUUCUAAUACCCACAGGCAUAGAAUCUGGCAAUUACAUUUCAAUUCUCAAACAGGCAAAUGACAAGACUAAGCACAAGAAAAAGAUGUUCAUUCAAGAGAGCUGCUUUGACAAUACUUGUUCAUACUUGAUCUAUGCUCCUGUUAGCAAGAGGUCUGUGAAUGUGUGCAUUCAUGGUGGUGAUCAAGAAAGGAUACAACUUUUGCCUUCAGGGGUUACUAUUGUCCCUGAUGGGCCUUACUGGAUGACAAAUGGCUCGCUCGUUACUGUUUCGAUCCAGAUAUUGUCUGAUUCUAAUCCCCAAACUGAUGUAAAUCCUGGUUCUGUUGAGUUGGUGAAUAAUCUGGUGAUGUCUGUUGUCGAUAGCAUCAAGAUCGGGGUAGUGGACGAGAAUCAGUAG
This is a messenger RNA of Asparagus officinalis (garden asparagus), 1707 nucleotides long. Its product is annotated as homeobox-leucine zipper protein PROTODERMAL FACTOR 2-like. The transcript is spliced from 8 exons. Gene Ontology annotation, molecular function: lipid binding. The record is from RefSeq and is a predicted model, not a curated record. NCBI's taxonomy places the organism in Eukaryota, Viridiplantae, Streptophyta, Magnoliopsida, Asparagales, Asparagaceae. Bases 1 to 1707 code for a protein of 568 amino acids.